AGAAGUUACUCCUGAUUCCUUCUACUUAGAGUGAUUAGUGUGAAGUUCUUAGUCAACCAACCGACAUCAUGUUUCGAUCGCUUAUUUUUGUGACACUGUUCGCCGUGUGCUUUGCCGGGUACAUCCACCACCGACAGGACGACGACGAGGUGUCCGAAACCGAGCACCAUCACAAUAUCGAGCACAAGCAUGCGACGUCGCAUCAGAGCUUCAAGAUCCACCACUUCCACGCCGUUCCGGUGUACGUCAAGAAGGAGGACCAGCAGUUUCUGAAGCACCCGGUUGAGGUGUCCGGAAUCAAGCAUAACCUGAAGAUUGUCCACCCCGAGACCGAGCAUAACCACGGCCACGGACUGACCCUGGAGAACCACAGCGAGUUCGACCACAAGCUGCACGGUGGCCACGGAUACGAUCUGGGCCAUGCCGGUUCCGAGCACGUUGCUGCCCAGGAGUACGGCGGCCACCAGGAGUACGAACACCACCACUACGGCCAGCUGGAGGAGCAGGACGAGAACUAAGUCUGGACGCGAAGCCGUCGUGCAGUG
This is a messenger RNA of Ochlerotatus camptorhynchus, 545 nucleotides long. RefSeq lists its product as uncharacterized. The coding region runs from base 69 to 518 and encodes 149 amino acids. The record is from RefSeq and is a predicted model, not a curated record. NCBI's taxonomy places the organism in Eukaryota, Metazoa, Arthropoda, Insecta, Diptera, Culicidae. The transcript has 3 exons.